UGUAACGGAAGAGAUGGGUGAAUGAUUUUGACGUUUCCAUUCUCUCGUCAUGUUCCUCGCUCUAUUUUGUGACGCCCAAAAUAAAUCCCCUAUUUAGUAUAUCAGAUUCAAUCCCUAAUUGCGAUUCAAUCUUUGUUCAUUCAAUUUCAGAUUCAGUACUUCCAUCUUUUCAUUAUGAUUUAAUGGUCGGUCCAAAUUCCCAUUCAAUUUCAGAAUUUCUGAAAUCAAUAACGAGUCUAGGUUUGCCUUAAUAAUGAGAUUUCUCAAAUUCCCAUUCAAUUUCAUCGAUUCAAUUGACUGCUGCUUCUAUAAAUUGUCUCUGAAAAUCGCAGAACAUCAUCAUUCUCACCGGUUCGACAUUUGCCCAAACAGAGAAAGCAAUGGCAUCACAGGUUACCUGCAAACUUCAAAAGGUGGGAUCCUCAGCCACACAUGACACAGUCAAGAGCUUACGAUUGCUUGACGAAGAAAAAACAAGCAUCAUUACCGUCCGUGUUACCAGGAAAUGGGAAGAGUUGGAUUUCAUGUCGACCAACGACGUUACCAGCGUUGAUAUGGUCAUUGUUGACAAGCAGGGAGAAGAGUUGCAUGUCGUCAUACCCAAAAUUCUUAUUUGGAAGUUUGAUAAGCAGAUUCGGGAGGGUGUCUGUGCUCUAUGCAGAAACUGUACUUGACCACUGCUAAACCCAAGUUCCGUCCUGCACACAAUGAGAGGCGGGGCUUCUUCCGGUGCACCACCUUCGUCACCGCUUUGGAUGCCUAUUCUGUGGCCAUUAUUCCCCAGAAAUUUUGUUUCACUAAGUUUGAAGACAUAGAAUCGAACCUUCAGAACAUACAUCUUACAGAUGUGGUUGGUUUCCUAAAAACAGUCACCAACAUCCAGUUGCUUCGAAGGUCUGGUGGGCAAUCAAGCCGAAUGCGCGAGAUCGCAAUUGAAAAUCUCAGGGGCACAACUAUGAAAAUUGCUCUAUGGGGAUCUGCUGCCAACCAAGUAGGGAAUGACCCAAUUGAUUGCGACUCCAUCCCCCAUCCUGUGUUGGUUGUGGUGUGCUCCACUUUUGUUAAGAACUACCAAGGGAGAAUCACCCUAUCUUCGACAAAUGCCACCAAAGUGUAAGCGGAUGCAGACAUACCCGAAGUUGUUGAAAUGCGAGAAAGAUUAGUAAAUACCUUCUUAAUGUCAUCUUCGUUUUCUACCAAUCCUACUCUGUUUUCACUUAAUAUUGUUUGAGGCUCAUUCAACCAUCAUUGGAUGAUAUGCAGGUGCCCUUAUGCUAGACCACCGCGCCAUAUUACAGUACCUAUUAAGAAAAGGAAAAGUACCUAUACAUAUCGAUCCUGACAACAGGAAAAUAAUAUCUCAUCUGCUAGGUUGUAUUUCCAUUCCCGGAAUAACCGAGUGUAGAUGGUGGAUUUUCGACAAGGGAUAAAAUCAUAAAACCAUAAUUAUACAUGCUCCUGAUCCAGCAAUCAGAUGAGUAUUGAGGCUCAUGUCUCUCAUCGAAGCAUGGAAGCUCAUGCCGC
Papaver somniferum (opium poppy) is the source of this 1524-nucleotide messenger RNA. RefSeq lists its product as uncharacterized. Bases 656 to 1117 code for a protein of 153 amino acids. Lineage: Eukaryota; Viridiplantae; Streptophyta; Magnoliopsida; Ranunculales; Papaveraceae. The transcript has 6 exons. The record is from RefSeq and is a predicted model, not a curated record.